UAGUGGGGUUCGUGGGCAUCUGCAAUUUCAUGGCUUAUUUCUUCUGAAAUGCCGAGAGCCAGGCCCCUUUGGUGUCAGCCUCGUUGGCUGCCCCACGGAGGGCAGCUGGACCAGCUAACAGACUCUCCUUCCUCUCCCUCUCCCGGGGAGCAGCAUGAAGCUGGCAUACCUGUUCCUCGGCCCCCUGGCCCUCCUCCUCCUGGCCGGCUGCUGCUGCGUCCUCAGCACCUCCGGCGGGAACCUGCGCACCUUCGUGGGCUGUGCCGUCAGGGAGUUCACUUUCCUGGCCAAGAAGCCGGGCUGCAGGGGCCUUCGGAUCACCACCGAUGCCUGCUGGGGCCGCUGUGAAACCUGGGAGAAGCCCAUUCUGGAGCCCCCCUACAUCGAAGCCCAUCACCGAGUCUGCACCUACAACGAGACCAAACAAGCGACCGUCAAGCUGCCCAACUGUGCCCCGGGGGUCGACCCUUUCUACACCUACCCCGUGGCCGUCCGCUGUGACUGCGGGGCCUGCUCCACCGCCACCACCGAGUGCGAGACCCUCUGAGGCGUGGCCUGCAGCACGAUGGCAGCCUCGAACCUCGCAGACCCUUUCCCCCCAUCCCCCACCCCGCACGGGCAGCACCAGCAGCGAUUACCCCGGA
Pipistrellus kuhlii (Kuhl's pipistrelle) is the source of this 644-nucleotide messenger RNA. It is a transcript of the gene GPHB5, whose product is annotated as glycoprotein hormone subunit beta 5. Bases 155 to 547 code for a protein of 130 amino acids. Gene Ontology annotation, biological process: G protein-coupled receptor signaling pathway; regulation of thyroid hormone receptor signaling pathway. The transcript has 2 exons. Lineage: Eukaryota; Metazoa; Chordata; Mammalia; Chiroptera; Vespertilionidae. Gene Ontology annotation, molecular function: hormone activity. The record is from RefSeq and is a predicted model, not a curated record. Gene Ontology annotation, cellular component: extracellular region; cytoplasm.